AGACCCCUUAACGGCUUAUUUCCUCCCCGAAGCCCCACCCCUCCCUGUGACCUACCGCCACUCACUCGGGGGACUGGUCCGACGGCAUUCCGCCUCCCAGGAUAAAACCUGGGGCGGCCUGCGGGGGAACCAGGCACUCCCGUCGGCGCGCCAUGGUGGUUCCCGCGACUCCCCCCUUGCUGGGGGCGCCCUGCCUCCGGGUCCUGGCCUCCCUGUUGAUUCUGGCUGCUCCAGCCACCCUAGAUGCUGUCAAGACGGCUGGGCCGCCAGCCUGCGGGAAGCGCCUGCAGCUGAACCGGAUCGUGGGGGGCGAGGACAGCUUGGACGCCGAGUGGCCCUGGGUCGUGAGCAUCCGGAAGAACGGCACUCACCACUGCGCGGGCUCCCUGCUCACCAGCCGCUGGGUGCUCACGGCCGCCCACUGCUUCAAGGAUAAUCUGGACAAACCAACCCAGUUCUCUGUGCUGCUGGGGGCCUGGCAGCUGGGGAACCCUGGCCCGAGGUCCCAGGAGGUGGGUAUCGCCUGGGCGCAGCCCCACCCUGUGUACUCCUGGAAGGAGGGCUCCCGUGCUGACAUCGCCCUGGUGCGCCUGGAGCGCGCCAUCCAGUUCUCUGAGCGCGUCCUGCCCAUCUGCCUGCCUGACUCCACCGUCCAGCUCUCUUCGGACACCGACUGCUGGAUUGCUGGCUGGGGGAGCAUCCACGAUGGAGUGCCCCUGCCCCACCCUCAGACCCUCCAGAAGCUGAAGGUCCCCAUCAUCGACUCGGCCACCUGCAGCCGCCUGUACUGGCGGGGAGCCGGGCAGGGCGCCAUCACCGAGGACAUGCUGUGUGCUGGCUACCUGGAGGGGGCGCGCGACGCCUGUCUGGGCGACUCCGGAGGCCCCCUGAUGUGCCAGGUCGAGGGCACCUGGCUGCUGGCGGGCGUCAUCAGCUGGGGCGAGGGCUGUGCGGAGCGCAACCGGCCUGGGGUCUACAUCAGUCUGGCCGCCCAUCGCUCCUGGGUGCAGAGGAUCGUGCAGGGGGUGCAGCUCCGCGGGCGCUCGCAGCAAGGCGGGCCCGCAGGCCGUCGGGGCUGGGCCCUGGGGGCGCGGCGCCCUCGCCGGGCGGAGAGGCACCACACGGACUAGGGACCCGUGGAGACCUCGCGCCUUCUCCUCCGUUGUAAAUAAGCCGUCUACCUCUGGGGGGCGCCCGCGACCCGGCGCCGGAUCGCCUCCGCGGGAGGCCCCGCCCCUCCCCGGGCUCAGGCCCCGCCCCCUAGGCCCGGAGCGCCUUUCUGUAUAUACAUGUCAAUGCUUUUUACAGUUAUUUGUAACCGCACCCAGGUAUCUUAUU
Molecule: messenger RNA, 1338 nt
Organism: Dama dama (fallow deer)
Lineage: Eukaryota; Metazoa; Chordata; Mammalia; Artiodactyla; Cervidae
Gene: PRSS22
Product: serine protease 22
Exons: 6
Coding region: 153-1130 (325 amino acids)
Biological process (GO): proteolysis
Molecular function (GO): serine-type endopeptidase activity
Source: RefSeq, a predicted model, not a curated record